GAAGGGAUAUUCCAGACUUCAUUUUGAACAAGGAGGCAUAUUCACGUUCUACGCUCCUAAUUCCUAAAAGUAGAGGGAGAUUGAGACCGUUAGUUAGAGAAAGGAGCGAGAAGAGCAAAGGUACCUCUGUUUCUCUCUCCUCCCCAUAGACUAGUACCAAACCCUCUCUCCUGUAUGACAGAGAAAUAAAUUCUGGCAAAUUCUCUCUCUCUCUCUCUCUCUCGCUCUCUCGUCUGAUUAGAUCGACCAUAGAUACAGUACUAGAUCAACCAUAGAUACAGUACUGGAUUCUGAGAGAGAUAAAAUUGUCCUUGUAGAGAGAGAGAGAGAGAGGGGGGGGACGAUGGAGGACGUGGCGGGUUCAUCCGGAUCCAUGAUGCGAAACGCAGCCGCAACAACCACGACAUCUUCUCUCUCUUCGUAUUCGUCGACGUCGUUUUUUACGAAUUACCCGCUCUUCUCCGCUCUAAUUGCUUUCGCCAUCGCCCAAUCCAUCAAGUUCUUGACCACAUGGUAUAAGGAAAGACGAUGGGAUCUCAAGCAACUUAUUGGAUCUGGUGGAAUGCCAUCUUCACAUUCGGCAACUGUUACUGCUCUUGCUGCAGCCGUUGGUUUUCAUGAUGGCUUUGGAGGAUCACCAUUCGCAACUGCAUUGGUCUUAGCAUGUGUUGUAAUGUAUGACGCAUUUGGUGUAAGGUUACAUGCUGGUCGCCAAGCAGAGGUUUUGAAUCAAAUUGUUUAUGAACUGCCUGCUGAACAUCCUCUUGCUGAGAGCAGACCCCUACGUGAACUCCUUGGGCACACCCCUACACAGGUAAUUGCUGGCAGUUUUCUGGGACUUGUCACCGCGAUAGUUGGUCAUUUUAUCGUUGCAUCUGGUACAGCUUGAUGCAUGAUUGAAUCCCCAAAAUAAUAUGAAUCAGGAAUGCAAACUUCCACCACGACAUACAAGUGUUCUCAAAUCCUAACUUCAAGGCGGUUUUAUGUGUGACUUUGUUAGGAUAUUCUUGUACCAGAUGGCCCUGUCAUCAGAAGAAUUGUAGACAAGAUGCACUUUAUUUUAUUGGAAUUUUUUUAUAGCACGGAAGAUGUUAUUUUGGCUUCAAAUUGGUCAGAAUACACAUUUUGUGUUACGUUUACAUUGUGAAGCUAGGACUCUUGUUUAGAUGCAGCUGCAGCAGUGAAAUUAGUUGAUUGUGGCUUGUGGGCAAUUUGUUCUCUGUACUUACUUGGAAACAUUGGGGGGAAACGUCAUCUUCCGAUUGUACGUGCUGUUUUUUCAUUUUCA
This is a messenger RNA of Rhododendron vialii, 1288 nucleotides long. RefSeq lists its product as uncharacterized. The transcript has 5 exons. Lineage: Eukaryota; Viridiplantae; Streptophyta; Magnoliopsida; Ericales; Ericaceae. The record is from RefSeq and is a predicted model, not a curated record. The coding region runs from base 344 to 889 and encodes 181 amino acids.